Messenger RNA from Thalassophryne amazonica, 2674 nucleotides. It is a transcript of the gene ltb4r2b, whose product is annotated as leukotriene B4 receptor 2b. The record is from RefSeq and is a predicted model, not a curated record. The coding region runs from base 265 to 1359 and encodes 364 amino acids. Gene Ontology annotation, molecular function: G protein-coupled receptor activity. Gene Ontology annotation, cellular component: membrane. Gene Ontology annotation, biological process: G protein-coupled receptor signaling pathway; immune response. NCBI's taxonomy places the organism in Eukaryota, Metazoa, Chordata, Actinopteri, Batrachoidiformes, Batrachoididae. The transcript has 6 exons.
UUUGUACUCGAGCGCUUGGCAUCCAGCGUGCAGGGACCUUGUGCAAGCGUUUGAAUCACUCAGUCUACUUUGUGUUUUGCAACAGCCCCAAAACGCUGCAGGGCGCCAGAAUCUGUGUCAAUGGAAAAGCCUGUCAGGCAGAAAAUCUGUUUAUUAGGUUACAGCCAGCAGAGUGAGUUUUAAAUUGGUGAGAAGAAGCACGGCGAGCAGUGCACAAGGAAGAACGCCACCACAUCCUCAGACAGGCUAAGAACUGACUGGAACAUGUCGAACAGAUCUCAGUCCUCCUUCACUCCUCUGACCAACGUCACCAACCCUGAAGAUGACAGCAUCGUCAGCAACGACUUAUCCACAACAAUGGGUGCUCUCAUCCUCAGCCUGGUCUUCCUUCUGGGUGUCCCGGGCAACUUCUUCAUUGUCUGGAGCAUCCUGGCACGUACCCGACGCCGCUCGGUCACCACCCUCCUCAUCCUCAACCUGGCAUGGGCCGAUGGCUUCCUCAUGGUGCUCACCAUCUUCUUCAUUGUCUACCUGGCCAAGCAGUCCUGGGUGUUUGGGAAGCCCAUGUGCAAAGCCUUGUUUUACCUGUGCAAUGCCAACAUGUACGCGUCCAUCUUCCUCAUCACGCUGAUGAGCCUGCACAGAAUGGUGGCCAUGGUGCUGUCGAGAAGGCUGUCCUCCAAGGUCAACAGGAAGGUCAUGAUCAGGGUGCUUGUCGGCAUGUGGGUGUUGGUGAUGCUCUUUGCCAUCCCCUCUGCAGUGUUUCGAGAUGUAGAGAAGGAUAAAGAUGAAAGAAAUACAACAAGACUGGUAUGCAAGCCCCGGCACAGUUUGCCGCAGCACGUGAGGUUCCAGUACGCCUUUGAGACGGUGGUGGGCUUCAUACUCCCUUAUGCAGUCAUCAUAACCAGCUACGUCCUCAUCCUGAAACGCCUCAAGCAGACCAGGUUCCAGCGUAAGGUCCGCAGUGAGAAUCUCAUCCUGGCCAUUGUGGUGACCUUUGGCCUCCUGUGGUUGCCCUACCACGUUAUCAACAUGAUACAGGUGGCAGCCGAGUGGUACAAAGAUGGUUCCCCCACAAAAACAGUCUUGAACCGUAUCUGGCGGUCGAGUCGCGCCGUGACCUCCGCUCUGGCCUUCAUCAGCAGCUGUGCCAACCCCAUCCUCUACACCUUCGCUGGCAAGUCCUACAUGAAGAAGAGCGGUGUGGCCUUCAUGGCGCGGCUCUUUGAGGGAGCUUCGGUGGACCCCACAGGGAAGAACCGCAAAGACAACACAGCGCUCAGAGACGGCAACUCCUCAACUAGCAGUGGACCAUCAACAGUACAAAACGGGAACAGAAUCGUCAACGCUAUCUGAGCAUCGAUACACUGUACACUGUGUCAGUACAUGGUGAGGAUAAGUGUUUUUAAAGCAACUGAAUUUGAGACCAAAUGAAUGAAAGAGUUUUGUGAAUGUGCUGAAAGCCGCGUGUGGUCCUCAGUAUGGACACAAGAAAUGAUACUCUGAACUUGACGCGUAAAUAAUGAAUGGAACUAAAGCCAAGUGGCGCAUUAGUUUGAUUUAAAAGUUUGAAAAUGACUAAGCACAUUUCUUCAACAUUUCCUUGGUCAUUAUUGAGUUUUCCAUCCAUCUGUGCUUUUUGUAAAAUAUCCAGUUUUAUGGUUCCAUGAAAUUAUGAUCACUGUUGAAUUGAGGCUCAGUCACAAUUCAACACGCUUCAUGAUACGGUGAAGCCUGUGUAGUGCACACGCACAAGUUGUUCCGACAUAAUUCACCAAGUCAGAGGUUGUUCAUAAGUAAAUGUCAGCCAGUUACAAUUACAUUGGGCUUCCUGCCUUGCGCAGUGAUGAGCCAAACCACUGUAUAUUAAACCUGUUCACCAGUGAAUGUCCACUACUUCUGCAUGUAAACCUGUUCACACCCCAAUGUCCUCUACACUACUGCCUUGCAUGUUUAUGAACCAAGACGUAUAUCUGUGUUCCUGGCAGUUCCCCUGCCGUGCGAUGGUCUGUUGAUUAUCACACAGAUUUAUCAGCUGUAUAUGCAAAAUUUUAAUCACUCACUGCAUUGUGCUCUGCGCAGACCAGCUGUCUGCAGAUUUGGCCAGCUUGGUCUUUUGUGUACCACUGCUGAGCUCCCUGCAGGGUACAAGCCUGGCUGAAUAAAGUGCUUUUAACUUUUCCAUGAAAUAAAGGCCACGCCCUGCAUGUUCAGAUGCAAGAGCAGUCUCUUAAUUGCUUCCGAUUCAGUUUGUACACCUGCAUUUGUGGCAUUUACAGGAACAACUUUCAUAAUAAUUAGAUACCUUUAAAACCAGUUACUCUGUAGAAAGUGACUUUUAACAUGCAAAAGGGGAAACUGGUCAUUUUUAUAAGUCAUCGCUCACAAUCACUUAUUAAACCUGGAACAUGUAUCGCGAUAUGAAUCGCAUCGUGUGUAUUGUAACGUAUGACAAGUGACUUGCAUGAAUAAAACCAGUGUUACUAGCAGUUGAACCACAACUGAGUGUUUAAAGACUGUAAAUACUUUCCGUAGACUGAGAAAGUCUCAAUUCCUUUUCUUAUGAAAUUAUCCUUAGAUUAAUAACUUGAACAAAACAUUGUAUCUGACUGAAAAUUUGUGAUGCACUGAACCAGUUUCAAAUGAGUUACUGUUAUUCAAUCGUUACUGC